UUCUGUGACUGCCCUUACUAAAAGCGGUUAGAUACGGUAAAUACCAAGGCUAUUCUUCCUUGGAGGAUCGGUCUCGGGAGUUUGAUAACGUCCGUUUCCGUGCCUCCUACCUAGCUACAGCCAAUCAUAUUGUACCACUAGCCUGGCCAUGUGUUUCCGGAACUUAAGAAUGUUGCGGUUCUCCGGACCUUUCCAUUCCGCUCCUGACCUGAAAUUGAUGCAUCGUCUGCCAUCCGGUUUAGGCCAAAUAUCGUUCGCCCUUGCUAUGACAGAGCCCAUUCGGUUUACCAAGAGUCAGGUAUUGAAUCAAGCUCGGACUGAGUACCUUGUAUCUUGCCCCCGUCUUCAUCAUUCGACAUGUCCGAAAGCGAAAGCCCCGACUUUGCGAACGCCAAGAAAUUCCGAGCUUGCACCAGUUGUGCUCGCCAGAAAAUUAGGUGUAGAUGGCCACCGGAAUCGGGAAAUAGCGAACAAGCCGAUUGCUUGAGAUGCUCUCGGAUGAGCAUAUCGUGCCGUGUACCAGACCCCGUCCCGAGGAAGAAACGCGGCAAGUCUAGUCGUGUCAUGGAACUGGAAAAGAAAAUAGAUGGCCUAGUCAACCUCUUCCAAUCUCAGCAGCAGGCCCAGGAAGUUCAGCGCUUGAACUCAAGUACGAAAGGCCCAGAAGGUGAGAUCCAGCACUUGUCUCCAAAAAAUACAGCGACACUGCAUGGUCUCCACCAACCCCCAACCUGUCGUGCUGCAUCAAGCGGUAUUCCCUCCAGCACCCCAGAAUCCCAUGCAUUUUCACUGCCAGAUACAAGAUAUUCAGACGCUACAUUUCAUCUGGUUCCUGGCUUUAGUAUCUCCGCUACAAAAGCAGAAGAAUACUUGGACAUCUAUCGAACACGAUUGGUUCCCAAUUUCCCCUUCGUACCUGUCCGACAUGACAUGACAGCCAUGGAGCUUCACGAUACGAAGCGGUUUCUGUUUUGGUGCAUAAUGCAGGCCGUUGCGUCCCAGACAGCGGCUGUCCAAAAGACAGUUGAUGAUUGGGUCCGCCGACAUGCCGCCAUGCACGUCGUUGUCUUAGGGGAACAGUCGAUCGAACUAAUCCAGGGCCUUCUGGUAUACGUUGCCUGGGGUGACCUUCAUUUUCAGAUGGGUAUCAAUGCCUACUCACUGCUACAGAUGGCAAUUGGCAUGGUGAUGGAGAUGACACUAUUCUCCUUUGGAGGCUAUAUGAGCUGGAUGCCAAAAUCUUUACAAACCGAAGCGUGGGCUCUCUUAGGUCGAGGCAACCAGCUCGAGUCAACAAAGCAAACACUCGAAGAGCAAAGGGCAAUUCUCGGCGUCUACUUUGUCGCAUCUAGCAACCCCGCAGCCCUGCGAAAGUACUCGCAAAUACAAUAUAGGCCACAAAUCGCGCGAUGUUUCAAAGACAUCCGGGAGGCCUCUGAACUGCCCUCUGAUGCGCAACUGCUUGCGCUCAUCCGGCUGCAAAAUAUCGGAGACCGCAUUCGUUCGGUGUAUCCAAAUACAGACAAAGACGAGGGAAUACCUGUGCCAAUCUUCCGAGAACAUUUUGCUGUGGUCUUGAUGUCGAUUCGUAAGGAGAUUCUUGCCUUGGAGUCGGAGGAACCUAUCAUAAACAGGAACCAACCAAUGUUAUGGGCUCAUUACCAGACAUUGAUGGUCAAACUAUAUGAGCCCUGUAUAGGCAUGCGUGCAGCGAGGCCCUCCGAGGCAACGUCUCUCACAGAGCCAUACAGCAGGACCGAAGCGCUCUGGUGUUGCUUACAAGCAGUUCAAAAUGCCGGGAAGGCUUUGCUAGAGAUAUCGGUAGAAAAUUUUGCAUAUCUACCAUUCAGCUCGGUCACAGACUUGGCAUUCACAAUGUCGACAUCGCAUCGACUACUGUUGGAGGGUGCGGCCAGCGACUGGGACGUGGGACUGGCACGGCAGAAACUGGACCUGCCAGAGCUAACUCGCCGGCUGGGAGACAAGCUCGAAGAGGCGGACAACGUAGCUCUCGUCGCCGGCCAAAAGCGGCGGUUGUUCGAGGACAAUAGCUCGAGAUGGUCUAACUAUGCUUCCCGGGCCAGAUGGAUACGGCAGUUGUACCUUUCUAGAAUGGCGCCUGCGGAAGAGCAAGCACCCAAUCUGGCGCAACUGGACUCUGGCCCGAUAUUGAAUGAACCGAACAUGACGUGGUCAGCUGGAGUAUCUAUGGAUCAAGGAUUUUGGGACGCGAUGAUGUUAGACGGACCUGGACAAAUACCGUUUGACGCGUCAGUGCCUUUAACGGAUCCGUCUGGGUUUCCACCAGUACAAUCUGCAUAGUAGAAUUCAUUCUCUUUUGGAAAGAGAUCUUACACAAGGUCCGACGUGCUAAGUCACAGAGAUACAAUAGCGCUUUGC
Colletotrichum navitas is the source of this 2400-nucleotide messenger RNA. RefSeq lists its product as uncharacterized. NCBI's taxonomy places the organism in Eukaryota, Fungi, Ascomycota, Sordariomycetes, Glomerellales, Glomerellaceae. The transcript is spliced from 6 exons. Gene Ontology annotation, cellular component: nucleus. Gene Ontology annotation, biological process: regulation of DNA-templated transcription. The coding region runs from base 358 to 2322 and encodes 654 amino acids. The record is from RefSeq and is a predicted model, not a curated record. Gene Ontology annotation, molecular function: DNA-binding transcription factor activity, RNA polymerase II-specific; zinc ion binding; transcription cis-regulatory region binding.